Paramecium octaurelia is the source of this 666-nucleotide messenger RNA. Lineage: Eukaryota; Ciliophora; Oligohymenophorea; Peniculida; Parameciidae. The record is from the annotation of a GenBank genome assembly.
AUGUGGAACUUAAUUCAUUCUAAUCCAAUAUGCUUUAAGAAAAAAAUAGCUUAAGUAUGUUUUUGAAUAUCAUAAAAUAGGAUCAAUUAAUGCAUUUAAACAACCUAUAAAAUUCAAAACCUUUGGUUAAUAAUUCAUAGCCUUGGAAACCAGGACAUUCAAUUUCCAGAUUGGUUAAUAAAUAUACCAAUAGUACAUAUUUUUUAAUAAAUAUCAGCUCAUGAGAAAGAAAUUUCAGAGUCUAAUAGCAAGUUAUUAAGAAAAAUGAUGGAAAUUCAAGAAAGGAAUGCUGGUUUUAAAUAACCCCCAACUCAUGGUUCCUUAGAAAAUUUGAGAAAAAAAGAGUAAAAUAAGAUAUGUUCAGAGAACUAAACAAUAUUGAAACGUUUAUAGUCAGCAAGUUCAGCUUAUUCUAAAAAAAAUUGGGUUAGUGAUAUCGAAAAAGUUAAGAAAUAUAGAGAGAAUUUGUAAAGAAAAACAAGUAAGUAAAUCAAUUAGUAGUAGGAACAAAUGAUGAUUUGAAUAUGUUGGCUGCACAAGAAUAGGUCAAAAGGACUCUUCAUAGUCAAUCUUCAUCAAGAAGUAUAGAUAUAUAUAUAUGAGCAAAUUAGAAUUAAAAACUAGUCAAGGUCCUAGAACGACAACUUAUGAAUCAUUGUAUUGAUA